Molecule: messenger RNA, 3144 nt
Organism: Oryctolagus cuniculus (rabbit)
Lineage: Eukaryota; Metazoa; Chordata; Mammalia; Lagomorpha; Leporidae
Gene: ABCF1
Product: ATP binding cassette subfamily F member 1
Molecular function (GO): ATP binding; ATP hydrolysis activity
Source: RefSeq, a predicted model, not a curated record
CUACUCCAUGCCGCCGGAAGCGGAAAUAGGCCGGACGCUGCCGGAGCACCGGUAACUGCCACCGCGAUGCCGAAGGGGCCCAAGCAGCAGCCGCCGGAACCCGAGUGGAUCGGGGACGGAGAGAGCACGAGCCCCGCAGACAAAGUGGUGAAGAAAGGGAAGAAGGACAAGAAGACCAAAAAGACGUUCUUUGAAGAACUGGCAGUAGAAGAUAAACAGGCUGGGGAGGAAGAGAAAGUGCUCAGAGAGCGGGAGAAGGAGCAGCAGCAGCAGCAGCAGCAGCAGCAGGUACAGCAGCAGAAAAAGAAGCGAGACGCCCGGAAAGGCCGGCGGAAGAAGGAUGUGGAUGACGAUGGAGAGGAGAAGGAGCUCAUGGAGCGCCUCAAGAAGCUGUCGGUGCCGGCCAGCGAUGAGGAGGACGAGGCGCCUGCCCCAGCACCCCGAGGAGGGAAGAAGAACAAGGGUGGGAAUGUUUUUGCAGCCCUGAUUCAAGAUCAGAGUGAGGAAGAGGAGGAGGAAGAAAAGCGCCCUCCUAAGCCUGCCAAGCCAGAGAAGAAUCAGAUCAAUAAGGUUGUGUCUGAAGAACAACGGCCAGGUCUCAAAGGCAAAAAAGGAAAGGAAGAGAAGUCAAAAGGCAAAGCUAAGCCUCAGAAUAAGUUUGUUGCUCUGAACAAUGAAGAGGAAGAAGAAGAAGAAGAAGUAACGAAAGAAAAGGAGCCUCCCAAACAAGGGAAGGAGAAGGCCAAGAAAACAGAGCGGGGUUCAGAGGACGAAGGGGAGGAAGAAGAGGAGGAGGAGGGGGAGCCUAAGGCAGAUGAUCCGUAUGCUCACCUCAGCAAAAAGGAGAAGAAAAAGCUGAAGAAGCAGAUGGAAUAUGAGCGCCAGGUGGCUUCUCUGAAAGCAGCGAAUGCGGCCGAAAACGACUUCUCCGUUUCCCAAGCGGAGGUGUCCUCCCGACAGGCCAUGUUAGAGAACGCGUCUGACAUCAAGCUAGAAAAGUUCAGCAUCUCUGCCCACGGCAAGGAAUUGUUUGUCAACGCGGACCUGUACAUUGUAGCCGGCCGCCGCUACGGGCUGGUGGGCCCCAACGGCAAGGGCAAGACCACACUCCUCAAGCACAUUGCCAACCGUGCCCUGAGCAUCCCUCCCAACAUCGACGUGCUGCUGUGUGAGCAGGAGGUGGUCGCGGAUGAGACUCCAGCCGUGCAGGCUGUUCUUCGAGCCGACACCAAGCGACUGAAACUGCUGGAAGAGGAGCGCCGGCUUCAGGGACGGCUGGAGCAAGGGGACGACACAGCCGCCGAGAUGCUGGAGAAGGUGUACGAGGAAUUGCGGGCCACCGGGGCAGCGGCUGCAGAGGCCAAAGCAAGACGGAUUCUGGCUGGUCUGGGCUUUGACCCUGAAAUGCAGAAUCGGCCCACCCAGAAGUUCUCGGGGGGCUGGCGUAUGCGUGUCUCCUUGGCCAGGGCACUGUUCAUGGAGCCCACGCUGCUGAUGUUGGAUGAGCCCACCAACCACCUGGACCUCAACGCCGUCAUCUGGCUCAAUAACUACCUCCAGGGCUGGCGGAAGACGCUGCUGAUCGUCUCCCACGACCAGGGCUUCCUGGAUGACGUCUGCACAGACAUCAUCCAUCUGGACGCACAGCGGCUGCAUUACUACAGGGGCAAUUACAUGACCUUCAAGAAGAUGUACCAGCAGAAGCAGAAGGAGCUGCUGAAGCAGUACGAGAAGCAGGAGAAGAGGCUGAAGGAGCUGAAGGCGGGCGGCAAGUCCACCAAGCAGGCGGAAAAGCAAACGAAAGAAGCCCUGACUCGAAAGCAGCAGAAAUGCCGGCGGAAGAACCAGGAUGAGGAGUCCCAGGAGGCCCCCGAGCUCCUGAAGCGCCCCAAGGAGUACACCGUGCGCUUCACGUUCCCGAACCCGCCGCCCCUCAGCCCGCCCGUGCUGGGUCUGCACGGUGUGACAUUUGGCUACGAGGGGCAGAAACCACUGUUUAAGAAUCUGGAUUUUGGCAUCGACAUGGACUCGAGGAUCUGCAUCGUGGGCCCUAACGGCGUGGGGAAGAGCACACUGCUCCUGCUGCUGACUGGCAAGCUGACGCCGACCCGCGGGGAAAUGAGAAAGAACCACCGGCUGAAAAUUGGCUUCUUCAACCAGCAGUAUGCAGAGCAGCUGCACAUGGAGGAGACGCCCACUGAGUACCUGCAGCGCAGCUUCAACCUGCCCUACCAGGAUGCCCGCAAGUGCCUGGGCCGCUUUGGCCUCGAGAGCCACGCCCACACCAUCCAGAUCUGCAAGCUCUCUGGGGGGCAGAAAGCCCGAGUGGUGUUUGCAGAGCUGGCCUGUCGGGAGCCUGAUGUCCUCAUCUUGGAUGAGCCUACCAAUAACUUGGACAUAGAGUCCAUCGAUGCUCUGGGUGAGGCCAUCAACGAGUACCAGGGUGCUGUGAUCGUCGUCAGCCACGAUGCUCGCCUCAUCACGGAAACCAACUGCCAGCUGUGGGUGGUGGAGGAGCAGAGCGUUAGCCAGAUUGACGGCGACUUCGAGGACUACAAACGGGAGGUGUUGGAGGCCCUGGGUGAGGUCAUGGUCAGCCGGCCGCGAGAGUGAGCUUCCGGCGCGCAGCGUCCCGAGAGACCAGCGGACGCGGGCCGGAAGCCCCCGUCAUCGCCCGCCUCUGGGCCGCAGCUCACCCAGCGACCAGUCGGGCAGCUGGAGGUAGAGUGUGGCCUCGGGCCACCAGGAUACCACUGGAUUGCGUCCGUUCUCCCUGAAAGACUUGCCUGGUGGACACCCCUGCAGGCAGCUGUGCUGGCCUCGUCUGUGAGUCCCUCCGCACAGAGCUUACUCCUGCAGUGGGCUCCAGCAGCCUCGCUCGCCUGGCCUGGCGUCUCGAGACUCAGUGCUCAGAAACCUGCCUCUGGGCCACCUUAAAGCUCCGGCGCAGCUGCACCUGGGCUCGAGUGCUGCUGUCCUCUCCUGGGGGUCCCGUGCUGACUGUGUGAUGCUGGCAGCUCGUGGAGCUCAGCUGGACGGGGCGCCUACAGCCGCUUGUCUCUUGGGACCUGGAGCAGUGAACGCUGCCGCCCUCUGAUCGCCCUCUGCAGGGCAGGAAAUAAAAGGCAUCGCUGCCACCCUGUC